AUGAGGGAAGUACGCGGGGACCAGAGUCUGCGCUGGCCUCAGAGCAUUUGGCGCCUGUUCGGGAUUCCUUCACCUGUCAAUCAUCUGUUCGCCGAAUCAGAGGGACCGAAGAGGCACGUGCUCCGAGCUCUGCUGGGGGCCAUCCCCGGAGCAGUUUUCUUCAUAGUUCUGUUUCAUGAUCGUCCUUUGAGUUUCGAGCUGAGGCUGUCGGCCGGACUCCUCUGCAGCGGUGUGUGUGCAGUGGGAGGGGCUUGCUCGUCCUUCUUCAGGUGUUCUCUCCUCCUCACGUUUCCCAUGAUGCUCGGCUCCAGAGGUCAAACGUACGUCCUGUUGCUGCUGCUGUCGCUGCUCUACUCAGGUCCAGUGCAGAACAUCCGUCAGAACGUAGAGGCCUCUGCUCUGAGUUUGUCCUGUAACCUGGACCUCCAGCUGAACCUGAGCCACCUCCUGUGGAGACAAGCUGUAGAUCCAGUGUCCAGGCUCACCCACGAGCUGAUGAUCAGCACGACAGACUUGGGGGCGGAGACUCUGAACAUCAGCUCCACGUUCCAGACCUUCAGACAGGAAGUGAUGCGUCAGUACGGAGCCGAGCCGUUAGCUGCCGAUGCUAACCAGGCUAACGACACACUGACUACAAGGACCAUGAUGCAGUGUGAAGACGUGGUGCAGGGGGCGGUGCUGCGCUGCUCUGAUUGGUUCAAUGGGAAGUGGGCGGAGUGUCUGUCCACCGUGUCUGUCCCGGUCCUGAACCAGCUACUGUGUUUCCCCAUGAAGUUCAGCUUCCUAUGCGACAUCCAGAGAGUGAUGACUCCCUGGUGCACACAGCGCCUCCCUGUGGACACAGACUCAGGACGUCAGUGGGAACAGCUGAACCGAACUAUGGAUCUGUUCAGGAAGGAGUUCAUAGCCAGCGUCCAGCUACAGGAGGAGCAGCAGGAGGUCCUGGAUGGUCCGGUUCUGGACCAGGUCUUUACUGAUGCAGUUCAGGACUCACUUCUCAGACUCAGUUCUGGAUCUGAGGUCCUCAUGGAACUUCUGCAAAUCGCCAAGUCCUUCACCUUCAUCAGCAUCAUCUUCCAGGCGGUCUUAUACCUGGUCCGGUUCAGAAGCGACUUGAGAUUCGACAACGUUUACAUCACAGAGAAAUUCAGACACAUCGAGACGAGACGAACAAGACAGAGGAGGCGUGGCGUGUUCCCUCUCUCAGAAAUGGACCAAAGAAACUUCAUCCAGCCCUGCAGCGCAAGGAUCCACCCCCAGGAGGCGCCACCACUUGUCUCUGGUCUGGUCCAGUCAGUCUCAGUUCUAGUCUUGGUUCUGGUCCUGGUGAGUCUGGACCUGGUUCUGUCCCAAGUCCUGCAAAUUGUGGGACACAACAGCAUCACACAGCUCAACAUAACAGGUUUUCACCAGGUGCAAAUGGAAGUGGUCGGAGAUUCACUUAUGGCCCGCCUCCUCAGGAAGACAGUCUCAGUCUUCAAUAGCUCCGCCCACUUUGACAUCGACAGCAGCAACAGAAGGUGCUCAGUGGUCCCCUCCUCUCUCCCUCCCUCUCUGUAUCUGAAGUGUUGUGUGUGUGUCCUGAUGAUGGCGCUGUUCAGCCUGGUCCAGGUUUACAGCAGUCGACUGAGGAGGGUCAUCUGUGCCUCCUUCUACCCACAGAGGGAGAAGAUGAGAGUUCGAUUCCUGUACAAUGUGCUGCUCCAGAGUAACAGGAAGUGCCCCAUCUCAAACAGGAAGUGCUCCUCAGACCGCUUGGUCUGUAGCUGCUGCCAGACAGUAGACGUCCAGUACCAGCCCACAUAG
Messenger RNA from Knipowitschia caucasica, 1806 nucleotides. The record is from the annotation of a GenBank genome assembly. NCBI's taxonomy places the organism in Eukaryota, Metazoa, Chordata, Actinopteri, Gobiiformes, Gobiidae.